AUGCAGUCUCCCUCUGUGGAUGCAUCAAAACCACAAAUCAUGAAGCCAUCUGAAAACAAGCCAACAGACUCUCAGAAUGAACAGCUGUCUGAAGAGAAGCAGAAGGAACCCAGUGAUGCAAAAAUCCAAACCUCAGCUUCUGUGACAACAGCUUCAAAACCAAAUACUGCAGGAAAAGUAACUACAACUCAAGCUGGGCAGCCUCCACAAGCAACCUCUGUGGACACAGCACAGCCUAAAUCCAGGGAGAUGUCCAGGGUGGCUGGUGCAACUGCUUCAGGCACAGCUGGUGCAAGUGUGGUUGUUGCAGCUGAUCAGCCAAGUACUGAGCCUCGUAUGGAUGAGUCAGCACUCGAUAGCCUAAUAGAUACCCUAGGUGGACCAGAAGAAGAUGUGCCUCCUACUCCUGUUUACACUGGUCCAGAAGUUACGGAAGAUAUAUCUUCAAGAUACCUGGAAGAAAUGGGUAAGCGGGAAGGUAGUCUCCCUCCAGAGUAUGUCAAAUUGUUGAAGGGAAAAGGGAAUGGCAAAGAUGGAAUCCCACCAAAAGCAAAUGAACGAGAUGAAAAACCCAUGACAGAGGAUGAGCUUGCAGAGGCCUUGUCAUCAGAUUUUACCUGUAGUACUGCUUCUGCCCAAGAAAAGAAGACAAGUCUGACAGAGAAACCGAAUAAGGAAGGAGAAAUUGUGCGAGCACAAGCAGCAAGUUCAGUCAAGGCCUCAGUUCCUCCUCCAAAGGAGAAGAAAACAAAGCCAAAAGAGGAAAUGAAAGAUGAUGCAAUGGAAGCUCUUCUUGAUACUCUUGGAGGACCUGAACCUGAACCUGAAGAAGAUCCUACCCCUGUUGUAGAGGUGUCAGAGGCAAAAGCUAAAGAGAAAAAAGAAGAGAAGGUUGGAGAACGUGAUGAUACAAUACCUCCAGAAUACAGGUUAACACCACAGUUGAAUAAAGAUGGAAAACCAAUAUUGCCGAAGCCUGAAGGAAAACCAAAGCCACUGAGUGAAUCUGAUCUUGUUGAUGAGUUUUCAAAGGACUUUGCCUGCCCUGCACAGCCUGCAGUACAAUCCAAACCACCAAAGUCCAGCAGCACAUCCAAAAAUCCUUCAGGUUCUGUGUCUACAAAACCUACUGAGGAUAAAGUAGUCGCUCGUGCCACAGCUUGCACUGUGCAGUCUGCAGCUCCCUCAGCCAAACCUUCAGUUGGUCAUGUAGCAGAUGAAGCACUGGAAGCCUUGUCCAGCAGCCUAGGACAGAGGGAGCCUGAUGCAAAUGAAAAAAAACCUGCCGUGGAUAAAGUUAAGGAGAAAACCAAGAAGGAACAACACAAAAAACUGGGUGAAGAUGAAGAUACAAUUCCUCCAGAGUACAGAUUGACAGAAGCUAAAGAUAAAGAUGGAAAACCACUCCAACCAAAACCAGAAGAAAAGUCACAGCCUAUGAGUGAAAAUGAUCUUUUAGAGGGUUUGACAGAAGGAUUUUCUUGUUCUCCAUCACCGUCUGCACCACUCCCUGCAUCAACUGUACUAAAGAAAAACAAAGAAGGUGCAAAGCCUACAAGUUCCUCAGACAUUAUCUCUGCUGCUACAGUUUCUUCAGUGCGCUCUGCAGCUCCUCUAGCUUCUACCUCAGGAGGAAAAGAGAUGGAUGAAGCCUUGGAUCUCCUGUCUGAUUCCCUGGGACAGGGGGAACCUGACCCUGAUGACAAUAAACCAGUUGUGGAUAAAAUAAAG
Molecule: messenger RNA, 1731 nt
Organism: Acanthisitta chloris (rifleman)
Lineage: Eukaryota; Metazoa; Chordata; Aves; Passeriformes; Acanthisittidae
Gene: CAST
Product: calpastatin
Exons: 20
Cellular component (GO): cytoplasm
Molecular function (GO): calcium-dependent cysteine-type endopeptidase inhibitor activity
Source: RefSeq, a predicted model, not a curated record